ACACCGAACCGAGAGAAAAGUGACAACAGAGUCUCUUGUGCGUGAGUUAUUUUUCGCUAAAUCACGAUAUUGUUUAAGUGACUUUUCAAUUUAACUAAUACAAAUAACCAUUAAAAUAUUUUGUUUUGAAUAAAGUAUUAAAAUGAGUUCAAUUGGAACUGGAUAUGAUUUAUCGGCCUCGCAAUUUUCGCCUGACGGUCGAGUUUUUCAAGUUGAAUAUGCUCAAAAAGCUGUUGAAAAUAGUGGAACGGUAAUUAGUCUUCGAGGAAAAGAUGGGGUUGUAUUUGCCGUAGAAAAAUUAGUAACAUCAAAAUUGUAUGAAGCCGGAGCAAAUAAAAGGAUAUUCAACAUCGAUGAGCACAUUGGUAUGGCCGUAGCUGGUUUAAUUUCUGAUGCUCGACAAAUUGUCGAGACUGCACGUUCAGAAGCAGCAAGUUAUCGCGCUCAGUAUGGUGUUGGAAUCCCGGUUAAAUAUUUAAAUGAACGUGUUGCCAUGUAUAUGCAUGCAUACACUCUCUAUUCAGCUGUACGACCUUACGGUUGUUCAGUUAUUCUGAGUGCUCGUGAAGCCGAUGGACCGGCAAUGUACAUGAUCGAUCCAUCUGGAGUUUCUUAUGGAUAUUUUGGGUGUGCCGUAGGCAAAGCUAAACAAUCAGCCAAGACAGAAAUUGAGAAAUUGAAAUUAGUUGAAAUGUCGUGCAAAGAGUUAGUAAAAGAAGCUGCAAGAAUUAUUUACUUAGUUCAUGACGAGUUGAAAGACAAACAGUUCGAGCUGGAGAUGAGCUGGGUUGGCACACAUACGAAAGGUAAACAUGAGCGUAUUCCACACGAAAUAAAAGCCGAGGCUGAAGCUAAAGCCCGUCAAGCUAUGGCUGAGGAUUCUGAUAGUGACACUGAAGACAUGUGAAAGUAAUAAUAUUAAGUAAAAAAAAACAAAGUUUUUCACAUACGGUACAUUUAUUAUAUUUCAUUUAAUUUUUAAAUCAAUAAUAAAAGUGAUUACUCUACUAA
This is a messenger RNA of Cotesia glomerata, 1011 nucleotides long. It is a transcript of the gene Prosalpha7, whose product is annotated as proteasome subunit alpha type-3. The transcript has 4 exons. The record is from RefSeq and is a predicted model, not a curated record. Bases 143 to 907 code for a protein of 254 amino acids. Lineage: Eukaryota; Metazoa; Arthropoda; Insecta; Hymenoptera; Braconidae. Gene Ontology annotation, biological process: ubiquitin-dependent protein catabolic process. Gene Ontology annotation, cellular component: proteasome core complex; synapse; proteasome core complex, alpha-subunit complex.